AUGGCAACCUCCACCCAACCAGCCGCACCUACAGACGCCACCUCCCACCUCGACCUAGGCAUCACCCUCGCAAUCAACAACUGGCCGGCCCUCACCCUAGCCGUGCAAUCAAACUGGGGCGGGCCAAACUCCAGCGAAAAGCGCGACUGGCUCUGCGGCGCGAUCUCCGAUAUGCUAGCCGACAGACCCGAGACCGACGCAGAAGACCUGGAGGAAGUCUUCAUCCAAGUGAUGAACGACGAAUUCGACGUAGCGGUUGACGACGAGAGCGCGGCCGAUCUGGCGGAUCUGAUUAUGGAAAUCAAGACGCAGACUGAUCGCGGCGAGUUCGGCACCGUCCAGCAGAUGUGGGAGAAGUAUCAGAAGAAGAGCGAGCGGUCUGCCGCUAGUCAGUUCCAGAGGGUUGAGGAUCAGGAUCAGGAGACGGAUGAGGAGAGUGAGGAGGAUACGGAGAUGGGGGAUGCCCCUGCUUUGGUGCGGGCGCCGAGGGAGAGGGCUGAGCCUGAGGUUGAUGAUGAAGGGUUUACGAAGGUUGUUGGGAAGAAGAGGUAG
Molecule: messenger RNA, 552 nt
Organism: Penicillium bovifimosum
Lineage: Eukaryota; Fungi; Ascomycota; Eurotiomycetes; Eurotiales; Aspergillaceae
Product: pre-rRNA-processing TSR2 family protein
Exons: 1
Coding region: 1-552 (183 amino acids)
Biological process (GO): maturation of SSU-rRNA from tricistronic rRNA transcript (SSU-rRNA, 5.8S rRNA, LSU-rRNA)
Cellular component (GO): nucleus
Source: RefSeq, a predicted model, not a curated record